AUGCAGACUGCUUCUACAAACAUUUGUGAAAGAAUGGGUUGUUCUCAGGAGCUCAGUAAAUUCAUGUGUGGUACUGUGAUAGGUUGCCACCUGUGCAAUAAGUCCAUCCGUGAAAUUUCCUUGCUACUAAAUAUUCCACGGUCAACUGUUAGUGGUAUUUUAACAAACUGGGAACAACGGCAACUCUGCCACCAAGAGAGCGAGGUUAGCGCAUUCUGAAGCAUACAGUGUGCAGAAGUCGCCAACUGUCUGCAUAGUCAAUAGCUAAAGACCUCCAAACUUCAUGUGGCCUUCAGAUUAGCACAACAGCAGUGCAUAGAGAGCUUCAUGGAAUGGGUUCUAUGGC
Molecule: messenger RNA, 346 nt
Organism: Staurois parvus
Lineage: Eukaryota; Metazoa; Chordata; Amphibia; Anura; Ranidae
Source: the annotation of a GenBank genome assembly